Messenger RNA from Struthio camelus australis, 856 nucleotides. Lineage: Eukaryota; Metazoa; Chordata; Aves; Struthioniformes; Struthionidae. The record is from RefSeq and is a predicted model, not a curated record.
AUGAGCACCUGCGUGGCUGCCUGCCUGAAGGACCCGCUGUGGCAGGAGAUCACCGCACAACGGAUAGCUUGGAGGCAGCUCAUCUGCCCGUUUUGCUUGGAGAUGUUCACCAAACCCGUGGUCAUCCUGCCUUGCCAACACAACCUCUGCCGGGAACGUGCUAGUGACAUCUUUCAAGUGGGGAGGUUUCACUGCCUGUCCUGCUGCCUGGACAGCUCAGUCUACAGCCUCCAGAGGAACCUCAUGGUCGAGAACAUCAUUGGCAUCUCCAAGCAGGACUGCAGCUCCAGGCCUCUGUUGAAGGCUGAACCUCCCAGCUGUGAGGAGCGCAAGGAAGAGACACUCAGCAUCUACUGUGUGACUGGCAAGGCGCCCACCUGCUCCCUCUGCGGGGGCUUCGGGAGCACGAGAUGGCUCCCCGGAUGGACAUCCACAUGCAGCAGAAGGCUGAGCCGACAGACGGGAUCGGAGCCUUUGUUGCUGCCAAUGGUUGGAUCCAGGCCUUUGUCAGUCAUCUCCAUGCUACCCACAAGAACACUGAGGCUGAACGGCGACUGACCGAGCCACCUUCCGAGCGGGUGGACAUGACGCAGCAGUCGGAGCAGCCCCCGUGGCUGUCCUCGUGCAGGGAACGCGCCAGGAGCCGAGGUGCCCUGCUCGGGUUUGCCGCUGCAAGAUAAACCUUGGGAGCUUCGCUUUCUGGGCUGAAAAGCUGGCUGGCAGCAGCAGUGUGGCAGGACCCAGGCCGUGUGGGGGACAGGCGCCUCCAAGCGCAGAGCCACCUUUGCAGCAUGAAUGGACCCGUCCGCCACGUUCAACCCCUUUAAACCUGACGGAGCUGCGGGGACUUUUGAAA